AUGGGCGGUGGAGGAAAAAUCCCGUAUCCCAAGCACGUGUGGUCGCCGUCCGGCGGUUGGUACGCACAGCCGGCAAACUGGAGGGCCAACACGCUCAUCGCGGGCGUCGUCAUGGCCGGAGUCCUGGCCGUCACCUGGAAGUUCAGCGCCGAGCGGGAAACGUGGUCUCGCAAGCCAGAGCCCGGGGACUGGUUCCCUAGCCGAAACUGGUCCAGGCAGUUGAUUGAGUGGGACAAGGAGGAUCGGCUGAAGGCGGAGUCGACGAAAGGCGCAAAAGAGUGA
Hirsutella rhossiliensis is the source of this 282-nucleotide messenger RNA. RefSeq lists its product as uncharacterized. Lineage: Eukaryota; Fungi; Ascomycota; Sordariomycetes; Hypocreales; Ophiocordycipitaceae. The record is from RefSeq and is a predicted model, not a curated record. Bases 1 to 282 code for a protein of 93 amino acids. The transcript has 4 exons.